Messenger RNA from Mugil cephalus (flathead mullet), 4282 nucleotides. RefSeq names its product HEAT repeat containing 6 (gene heatr6). The transcript has 20 exons. NCBI's taxonomy places the organism in Eukaryota, Metazoa, Chordata, Actinopteri, Mugiliformes, Mugilidae. Bases 119 to 3631 code for a protein of 1170 amino acids. The record is from RefSeq and is a predicted model, not a curated record.
GGUGAAACACUUCCGGGGUUAAAACUAUGGCGGCUCUAACGCGAGUGUCAGCACACCGGCUCUUGGCCGCAGUGGAGUCUCCGGGACUCUGUCCGCCGAAGCCGCCCCGUUCACCCCGAUGGCGGCAGAUGGUUGGAGUGACGCGUCCGACGCCGAGAAACAGUUUUCCCGCUGCGCCGCAAAGCUCCGAGCCCUGCGAGCCGACUCCGGACAACUCAGAGAGGAGCUCAACCUGCUCUUUGACCAGCUCCUCUCCGAGAACUACAACAGGAGCUUGGACCCCAACAUCAACAUACGGACAGAGGAUGUGUGUGCUCUGCUGAAACAUGCCAGCUGUCUUGUGCCACUGAGUCAAGAACAUUUAGUGAUCAAACUGUGCCAACUAGCUCAUCAUCUACUCAAUCAACUGAAGGUGAUAAUGGAUGAACGGACCCUGGAUGUAUUGAUGAACUACACCUCUAGUGCGUUGAAAGUGUGCAGCACCUGGACACAUUCAGAUGUCCUCCUGGCUCUCUCCACAGUAGUGUAUGGCAAUGGACCUCAAUGCCAUCAGCACCUCGGAGACUUACUGGGUGAAGGUGGAGUCCUCCUGGAGUAUAGUUCUCCAUCUCAGCCCAACAUGGAGUUGCGGCGUGUUGCUCUUACCUGUAUGGCCAACAUCUGUCUCAGGAUUCCUGGUCAGCCGCCUUUGGAUGAUCAGUACAGAAGCAUAUGUUUCACAGUUUUCCUGAAAACGCUGCACUCGCCCAAACCCCCCAACACCGACGAACUCUUCUACUGCAUGGUGAUCCAAGCAGCUCUGAAGGGGCUUCAGUGUUGUCUCUCGGGUGGAAAGUGGAAAUUUGGCGGAGGGGAGGAGCUCGGGUCUGCACUCGCCGCUCUUAAGAGGUUGAUGUUCCAAGGAGCUCCAGGUGUGAGCGUCGAGUGGCCGGCCGUGCUUUACCCAGCGCCUCUCCCGCAGUACGAAGGUCUCUCUGCGCCAAAACCUGCUGAAUCACUGAAAUCUCCUGAACCACCAAAGGAUGCCACCGUCCCAGGAAAAGCUUCAGGGAAUAAAAAGAGGAAAUCCAAAGGAAAGGGGAAGAAGACAAAAACGGAGGAGAGCAAAGGCGAUGAUGGGGAGGAGGAAGGCAGAGGGACGGUGCCUCUACUCCAGAAAGGAGUAGAAAGAGAAGGAGGCAGAGGUGAGGCAGAGGCCUCACCCAAACCCUCUGCAUUGUUACUGUACCCGUCCUGGAAGCGAACCAGCUCUGACUCAGAGUUUUCUGAUCCAGAGGGCAGCGCACAGAGCAAAUUAAGAGUUAACCACGGUCGUGUGCGUCAGGGAGCGCUGCACUGUCUGCUAGCGGUGGUGAAAGCUGUGGAGAAACGGACUCUCUACGGGUACUGGUCCUCCUUCAUCCCCGACUCUCCCACCGGGGGACCACCGUCUCUUACUCUCCUAACAAUUAUACUGAAAGACCCCUCUCCAAAGGUGCGCUUGUGCGCUCUUCAGGUGCUGUCGUCCAUCCUGGACGGCUCCCGUCAGUUCCUGGCUGUGGCUGAAGACACGGCGUCUCCUCGGACAUCUUACACCCCUUUCUCUUUCACGCUGGCGACGGCCGUCAGGGAGCUGCACCGCGCCCUCAAUCUGGCUCUUCUGGCCGAGACGUCCCCUCAGACGCUUACGCAGGUCAUAAAGUGUCUGGCCUUCCUGGUGGCCAAUGCUCCCUAUCACCGCCUCAGACCUGGCCUCCUCAGCAUGCUCUGGAAGCAGAUGCGUCCCUACGUGCGCCACAGAGAUGUGAACGUGCGCGUGUCCGUCCUGACGUUUUACGGGGCGCUAGUGACAACUCAGGCCCCUCUCCCUGAGGUGCAGCUCCUGCUCCGACAGCCGGAGAACGGCAGCACCGGCUCCGGUUCGUUCACGCCGCAGGACUCCGCUCUCAGUUGGAGACAGAGGGACGGGGUGUCGUCGCCCUCCCGCGCACCGCUCACUCCCUCCAAGCGGGGCUCCUGCGCGCACUCCCCCCGCGGCCCUCACACUCCGGCGGAGGAGGACGGCUCCCCGCUGUGGCUGCUGCAGCUGUGCGUGUCGCUGAUCACUCAGCCCAGAGAGGACCAGUCGGACGGCGAAGGAGCGGGAGGAGGCGGCGCUUUAGAGCCUCCUCCUGUUCGACUAGAAGCUCUGCAGGUCCUGUCCCACCUGGUGCGCGGCUACUUCUCUCUAACGCAAGCGUGUCUGCGUGAGAUUGGGCAGGUGAGCGCCCGGUGCCUCGGAGAGACGGACCCGUCCAUACAGCUGCACGGAGCAAAGUUACUCGAGGAGUUUGGUACAGGAAUAAUCCAGCAGUACAGAGCAGAGAAUACUGUUCCCCAGAGCUCAAGGGUCCCCUUAAGCCAAGUGGUGCAGUUUUGGUCAGAAGUGUUGAGCGGCCCUCUGAACGGAGCGCUGCAGAACGAGCAACAUCCCACGCUGCAGGCGAGCGCCUGCGACACGCUCUCCUCCAUCCUCCCGCAGGCCUUUGCUCAGCUGCCAGACAAGACGCAGCUGAUGUGCAUCACUGUGCUCCUGGGGCUGACCUACAUUGAGAACUAUCUGGUGAAAACUGCAGCCGUCAGGGCUUUGGGAAUCUACAUACUGUUUCCCUGCUUGAGAGAGGAUGUGAUGUUUGUGGCAGAUACUGCGAACACAAUCCUUGCUGCCCUCGAUGAUCGAUCCACAAAUGUCCGCGCCAAAGCGGCCUGGUCCCUGGGAAACCUCACGGACACUCUCAUUGUUAACAUGGAGAGCGUAGGUGUGGACUUCCAAAAAGAGUUGUCAGACAUGCUGCUGCUGAAGAUGUUGCAGGCGGCCACCCGAGCAGCGGCCGACAAAGACAGGGUGAAGUGCAAUGCAGUCAGAGCUCUCGGAAAUCUGCUUCAUUUCCUGCGUCAGAGUCAGAUGACUCGAUCCGUGUUCCAGCGGCCGCUGGAAGACGCAGUUUGCGCUCUGGUUAAAACCGUCCAGUCAGAGGCCACGAUGAAGGUCAGGUGGAACGCCUGUUACGCUUUGGGAAAUGCUUUCAGAAACCCCGCCCUGCCUCUCGAUUCAGCCCCGUGGUCCCAAAAUGCCUUCUCCGCACUCUGCCACGUUGUUACCUCCUGUAAGAACUUUAAAGUGCGGAUCAAAUCUGCCGCUGCCCUGGCGGUUCCCGCCCGCCGCGACUGCUACGGGGACACAGAGCGGUUCAUCUGCGUGUGGCGUUCACUGGCCACGGCGCUGGAGAACAGCGAAGACACGAACGACUUCUUGGAGUACCGCUACAGCGCCAGCCUGCGGCACACGCUCUCGCACGCUCUCCUGCACCUGCUCAGCAUCAGCCAGUUGCAGGACAUGCCCGCCCUCGGGGCAUCGCUGGGCGGAGAGGAGGGGAGGAGCAUCAGAGAACAUUUGAUGAAGUAUCUCAGAGCGGAGGAAGGAGGAGGAGAGGAGGGAGAGAAAGAGACGGGGGGAGACAGCGUCAACCCCCAGCAGAGAGUUGGAGGUCUGCAGCAGACUGUGAUCAGACUGAAAGAGUUAAAGUCUGAAGGGGAGGGAGAGGAAGAGAGAGUCAAAGAGGAGGUGGUUCAGGUCCUGGAGGAUUUGCUGAAGACCUGUGAAGAGACCUGAAAAGCUCCGGUUUCAAAAUUGUGCUUCAGAAAACUGAGCUCAUCUCUGAUCAUGGAGGAGAAAAAACAGCUGAUAGCUUGGGAUCAUGAUUAAACUGAACACGGUCACAUUUUAUUUAUUAAUAAAUGCAUAGAUUUCAUUGACUCCUAUCGUGGACAUCAUGAUUCAGAUUGACCAGGACUUCCCCUGUAAAGUGCCUUAAACAAGUAAAACAGUGCAACUACCACGUUCAGUCAGUAAAAUAUUGGUAAAUCUGUUAAAAUCACAUGUAUACAUCAAAGUAAAACUGUCAAUGACAUGUUUCACGACACUUUCUACGAAAACAUAAACUCAGACUGUUGUACAAUUAUGAGCGUUAUGGUGUUUUGUUUCUGUUUUGCUUGUUAAACUUCACACUAAUGCUUGUGUAUAUAUGUAUGUAUAUAUGUAUAUAUAUGUGUAUAUAUAUACAUAUGUGUAUAUGUAUGUGUGUGUGUAUGCAUAUGUAUAUGUGUAUAUAUAUAUAUACAUACAUACAUAUGCUGUGUCAUUAUGUAAUUUUGAAUUUGAUGCACAAUUAUAUAAAAUGAUACAAAGCAUUAUGUUUUUUUUAAUGACUUUAUUUCGUAAUAAAUAUCUGGGAGCCAUUUUUAUCAUGAACUUUUCCCUGAG